This is a messenger RNA of Xylaria bambusicola, 1269 nucleotides long. Its product is annotated as nitroreductase. Gene Ontology annotation, biological process: cellular response to oxidative stress. The record is from RefSeq and is a predicted model, not a curated record. The coding region runs from base 483 to 1100 and encodes 205 amino acids. NCBI's taxonomy places the organism in Eukaryota, Fungi, Ascomycota, Sordariomycetes, Xylariales, Xylariaceae. The transcript has 3 exons.
GAAGGGGGGUGGUGGGUUGCGUAAGGACACUUGUUGGCUUUAUGGGAAUGCAACCCGACGUGUUGGUUUCACGUGCAUAUUGUUAUCACGGCUGCAGACAAUGUCUCCAGGGAAUGACAAUUACCUAAGUACAGCAGCAGUCAGGCGUUUCACCGAUGUUUUGUUUUUGUUCGUCGGGUUAUCUGUCCCUCGACCCGACUCACUGGACGCGGCCUCAACCGAGCCCCGAGCCCCGGCACAUACGGAGAGCUGAAAGAGGCCGCUUUGUCUCAAAGGACCAUCAACGAACUUCUUAUAUUAAGGACCUGCCUGCCGCCUCCUUGGCUAACCGACCUAUUCAUCUCUCAUCCAAGCCCCGCUCACGUAUUCGCUCUCAGCCUACAUAGGUAACCAAGACACCUCUCUUUGCCACCUUUGACGCCAACCCCUUAUCAUUCCAAAUAUACGUACAGUUACACCUGCAUCCUCACCACAUCUCCACUAUGUCUACCAACACUCUCAGCCUGCUCGACGCCAUCAAGCAGCGUUCGUCGCUGCAUGUGCUCACCGACGAUGUCAGCAUCCCCGAUGCUCGCGUCCAGGAGAUCGUGCGCGAGGCGAUCCUCCACGCCCCCACUCCCUUCAACUGCCAGUCUGGCCGCGCUGUCGUGCUCCUGAAAGACGACCACAAGAAGUUUUGGGACAUCGCCCACGACGCCGCCAAGGCCGCCGUGCCCCCAGCAGCCUUCGAGAAGGCUUUCGAGCCCCGCGUUAAGAUGUUCCGCGCCUCAUAUGGCACAAUUCUGUUCUAUGAGAGCCAGGAAGCGCUCGACAAGGUUGGCAGCAAAGUACCCAUGGUCAAGGCCAUGAUGCCCCAAUGGUCAGAGCAUGCCACUGGAAUGCUACAGUACGCUGUGUGGACGAUGCUCUGUGCCGAAGGCUUGGGCGUCAACCUCCAACACUACAGCCCCAUGGUAGACGCCCCCACCGCCAAGCAGUGGAACAUCCCUGCCGACUGGACCCUGAAGGCCCAGAUGGUCUUUGGAAAGCCUACUGGAGGACGCCUCCACGAGAAGACCUUCGAACCAGUCGAGGACAGACUGAAGGUAUAUGGCGCCUAAGAAGCGGCGGCUUGAUGACAUGGCGUGCGAGGCGUUCAUGGGUUAUUAGAGAUAGACCUUUUCCUUUUUGAUUACUGGUAUAGGCGAAAAGAGCGAUGUAGUAGAUUUCCCAUUUCACUGGGCCAUACAGAGCUAGACUCGGUAUCAAAUUGACUCAAUUCAUCUUAAA